AAAAAGGGAGCUGGGAGAAAAGUGCACCGCUCGAACCACGCCUACUCAACUCUCGUUGGCUAAUUCAGGUUAUACUGACCAAUGAGAAUGCGCGUAGGCGUAUCCAGGGGAGGCAGAUCUCUGGCUAACUAUUCACCGCGACAUUCUUUUACAGUUCGACCGCAGAAGCAGAUGUGUUGCCAGGGUCUGGAGUGCUGGAUGGGAUGUUGUUCUGUGAUUGGCUGUUCUUUGCGGCAAGGAAGAGUCUGAUUGGCUGCUGAGCUGCAGGAUCCAUGUUGGCGAAAGGAAUUAAACGAAAAUAUUCGGAGGUGGAUGGAGGGAUAGGGAGCAACCCUGAUCCUGUGUUAGAUGGGGAGUGUCCUUGUUCAUUCCCCGCCAUCCAGUCUCACUGCUUAAUGAACAUUUCUCUGGUGAAACUUCACCGUAGUCUUCGACAUGUAGAGCCUGAUUUGAGGCAUCUUGUGUUGGUGGCUAACACACUACGACGUCUUCAGGGCAACUUGCAGGUAGAGCCAUGUUCACCAGGUAUGUGGAAAACAUCUGAGGAGUGCACAAGAAAAGAGUAUGUGCCGGCAGUGGGCACUGAGAGCAAGAAGCCAGCCCUUGAAAAUGCAGAAGAUCCACUGCUUUCCUGCAUGGAUGCCACUUUAUAUUCUUCCAUUUCUACCAUACUCGAGGACUUAAAUCAUUUUGAGGGACUGAGCAGCUCACCUCUUCCACAGAUCGAAGAUGACCAGCUGUCUACCCCUAAGUCCAACCCAGUUUCAGGGAGUACCGAGGACAUGUUGAAACUGGCAUCACCGUCCAGCUUUCUAAGUUCCUCGCCAUACCUUUUGGGGGACAACUUAGAGGACAUAUUUGAAGACAUUGAUACCUCUAUGUAUGACAGUGACCCUUGGGCGAGUAGUAAUCUUUUAAACUUUAAAACUUUUUCAAAUGUGGAUGAUAUUGAAGAAAAGAAUGGUGAAAGCACCGUUCUAGCACUUAGUGAAUGGGACUAUCUAAUGGAUGCUUUUGGUGAGAGCCAAGGACUGCUAGCAAACUCUGCAGUUUCUUUCAGGACUCAAUGAAGUAUCUUGCAACAAGACACUACUGUAAAUAAUGUGCACACUGGACCUUAAUUUAUUUUUAAUAACCUCAUUUCACAGUCUGAAGGCUAUAUAUUCAUAGCCAGCAAAAUGCAACUUUCAGGGAAGUAAAAUGUUAAUAUAUUUUUCAUGGAGAAAAAAAAAUCCUAAAAGAUUGCAGUUUAUAAUCUAAGGAAGGAUAUUUUUUUUCUUUAGGCGCAAGGCUAGUGCAAUUCAGUAUAUAAAAGUGUAACAUUAUUAGAAACAAGUCAUGCUAUAACUGCCAUUGGGCAGUAAAUUAACUUCAACCCGCUGCACUGGAUGGCAGUGCUCCGGGUUUUCUUUGGGUUUUUGGGGAUGCACCGAAUCCACUAUUUUGGAUUCGGCCGAACACCCGAAUCCUUCUCGAAAGAUUCGGCUGAAUCCGAAUCCUAAUUUGCAUAUGUAAAUUAGGGUUGGGAAGGGGUAACAAGUUUU
Xenopus laevis (African clawed frog) is the source of this 1544-nucleotide messenger RNA. RefSeq names its product SERTA domain containing 1 S homeolog (gene sertad1.S). The transcript is spliced from 2 exons. NCBI's taxonomy places the organism in Eukaryota, Metazoa, Chordata, Amphibia, Anura, Pipidae. The record is from RefSeq and is a predicted model, not a curated record. Gene Ontology annotation, biological process: positive regulation of DNA-templated transcription. Gene Ontology annotation, cellular component: nucleus. The coding region runs from base 273 to 1070 and encodes 265 amino acids.